GAAGAAAUAUUAUUUGAAAGUUAUUAGCUACUUCAGUACCAUAGAAAAAAAGAUGGGAGCUAAUCAAUCUGCUGUGCAUUCUUCCAAUGGAACUGGUGGGUUGAUCAUGCCUAAGAAGUCUGGCCAGGUCUUAAUAUUCCGCUCCUCUUCUAAAUGGAAAAGCCAUUUUCAGUCCUCCAAACAAACAGAUAAACUGUUGGUAAUUCAUUUUACUGCUACAUGGUGUGGACCUUGUCAUACCAUGGAACCUGUCAUUCGCGGCUUUGCUGCUAAGUAUGUUGGUGUGGAAUUCAUUCAGAUUGAUGUAGAUGAACUGGAAGCAGUGGCUCGGGAGUAUGCUGUGCAGGCAUUACCAGCAUUCAUACUGAUAAAGAAGGGGAAAACAGUUGACAAGGUUGUUGGAGCGGAAAAGGCCGCACUCCAGCACAAGAUUGAGAAGUGCAUGGUCUAAUAUUUACAAGAACCAAGUAGGUGGUAUCAUACUACAAGUGAACACAAUAAGCAGAGGAGUAAAAUCUGUAUUGUUUGAAAUUAGGUUCCCUUCUGACCAGACAAAUAUUACAUUAUUUGUAAUAAUAUUCUCAUGCACCAACUGCAACUUUUGAUAAUUAUUUGUAAUUUUUUGCAUUUCCAAAAGUGAUUGUAAACUUAUAUGCUAUACAUAAGACUGAAGAUCAAAAUAUUCGAAUACAAGUUGAU
Molecule: messenger RNA, 699 nt
Organism: Daucus carota subsp. sativus
Lineage: Eukaryota; Viridiplantae; Streptophyta; Magnoliopsida; Apiales; Apiaceae
Product: thioredoxin H2
Exons: 3
Coding region: 53-451 (132 amino acids)
Source: RefSeq, a predicted model, not a curated record